AUGGCGUCUUUUUUACACGGGGAAUCACAAAGACCGCUGCACGGCGACGACCACGACAUAGGCAACAAAGAUGCCGUCGCCGGCAGGGCUUUAUGGGCUUUGGAGCAUGUUGGACAUCAUCGGAUAACGCCAGAGGAAGCGCGCACGAUCUUAUCUUGGGCAGCACAUGUUGCCUCACAAGGCGAUUUCCAAGCGGAGGAAGAAGGGCGAUUGAACUGCUUGGCUGAGAUGGUCAAGGAGGAUCUGACUUUAGAUCCUUCUUCUUGUCGGGAUGAUGUGAUGGGAUUCCUUUGGAUGCGAGUAUACUUCAUCGAGAUAUCGUUGAGGAAGAAACAUGGCAUUAUCUUGAUAUGUUUGGUGCUAUCGGUCUCGUCGGCGUCUCGGAGCGAGCGGCGAGAAGGCGGCAACAGGCGGGGUUCCGCCGGCGCCUGGCUGCGCCGUACUGGCGAGGGUGAUCACCUCUUCCAUCCGAUCCUUUCUCGAUCGAUGAUUCCAUUGAUACCGUUUCGCUCGCCCGAACCCCAAUCUGUCGCAUUUCCCGGGGUUCCGUCCUUUUCCUAUCAACAAGGGCAGGAUGGAUUGGUAUCCUCUUCAUCUAAGCUUGCUUACAAAGAUGCCACGAAAUACGGGUUCAAAGUCUCCGUAUCGGGAACUGGUAGCCGAACGUUGAAGAAACGGGAGCCAAAAAGGAGACUUGAAAUCCACACACCCCUCAACUCCUGGAAAAGAUGCCAGAUAGGUAGAGGAAGCAAAACAGAAACGAACAAGAUUAUUCGCAAAACCACACAAACUUCCGUCACAUCGUUACUUUUCCCUUGCCUGCCUGCCAGCCUGAACCAGCCCCGUCCAUCCAUCCAUCCCAAGAACCAGUCCGAUCCCCGGCAAAGAGGGAAAGAGAAACCGACAGACGGGGCCCUCUUCCGCCUAUUAUCAUCACCUGUCAUAUUCGCAUAUCGUUCCCCUCCUUACCCGUCCAUCCCCGCCCGGUUUACGUGUCUUGUCCUACUCUUCUGUAAAAAGGUCGAGAAAAGAUCCGAGCGUGACCUGGAAGGGACUGCAGCCUUUGCUGGUCCCGUUCGAAAUCUUUAA
Colletotrichum lupini is the source of this 1089-nucleotide messenger RNA. RefSeq lists its product as uncharacterized. The transcript is spliced from 9 exons. Bases 1 to 1089 code for a protein of 362 amino acids. The record is from RefSeq and is a predicted model, not a curated record. NCBI's taxonomy places the organism in Eukaryota, Fungi, Ascomycota, Sordariomycetes, Glomerellales, Glomerellaceae.